Molecule: messenger RNA, 843 nt
Organism: Tauraco erythrolophus (red-crested turaco)
Lineage: Eukaryota; Metazoa; Chordata; Aves; Musophagiformes; Musophagidae
Source: RefSeq, a predicted model, not a curated record
AGAAAUUGAUUGCAGCAAUGUUUUUCUAGAUCCAUAUGCUCAACUUCUUCUUGAGGCUAUGAAGCAGUCUGGUUGCACUGUCUUCAAUGACCGGCACUUUUCUUGUGAAAACUGUGACGGCUGUGUCAGUGGAGGUUUUGAUUCUGCCACAUCUCAGAUUGUUCUGUGUCAGAACAACAUUCGUCACCAAUCCCAUAUGAACCGAGUGGUCACACAUGAAUUGAUUCAUGCCUUUGAUCACUGUCGUGCACAUGUCGACUGGUUUAAAAAUGUCAAGCACUUAGCAUGUUCAGAGAUUCGAGCUGCUAAUCUCAGUGGAGACUGUACACUGAUGAAUGAAAUAGCCAGGUUUAAAUUUGGAUUAAAAGGACACCAUCAGACUUGUGUACGAGACAGAGCAAUUCGUUCCAUUCUGGCUGUUAGAAAAAUUAGCAAAGAAACGGCAGAAAAAGCUGUGGAUGAAGUUUUUGAUGCCUGCUUCAAUGAUCUGGAACCUUUUGGAAGAAUCCCGCACAGUAAAGCAGAUGCAAAACGUGCUUACAGAGACUUUCAGAACAGAGAUCGCUAUAAUGCUAAUUUGUAAAGAAAAAAAAUGUGAAAAAUUAUCUUAGUGUCUGGUUGUUCUGUAACAUCUGGAGUUACAGUCAGCGCACAUAGUGUUGGUGGAAAGGUCAAUUCUAUCAAAUGUAUCAAUUUUGUAAACUUUUUCCAGGAGCCAACUUCCAUGGAAGUAAACAAAGUAAACAAACAAGGCUAAAAACUGAGUUUCCUCACCUGUUAUUCCAGCAAGAUAAUUUAGUACACCAAAUAACUUGUCAAAUAAUUUCAAUGCACGUUUAAUUC